This is a messenger RNA of Vigna radiata var. radiata (mung bean), 1918 nucleotides long. RefSeq names its product pheophytinase, chloroplastic. Gene Ontology annotation, biological process: chlorophyll catabolic process. Bases 205 to 1740 code for a protein of 511 amino acids. Gene Ontology annotation, molecular function: pheophytinase activity. The transcript has 6 exons. The record is from RefSeq and is a predicted model, not a curated record. Gene Ontology annotation, cellular component: chloroplast. Lineage: Eukaryota; Viridiplantae; Streptophyta; Magnoliopsida; Fabales; Fabaceae.
AUAAAAAGGAAAGAGAAUCUUUGAAGCAAGUCGAAACAUAUCUAGGAUCUUGCAACAUGUCUCUGUUCAUUAACUCUUGUUCUAAACUCUGAAAACCUGGAGAAGCAGCAGAUUUUCAUGUUCCUUUUUCACUAAAUUAAAGGAAAUCGAGUGAAGUUUGCAGUGAACCGUUUUUGCUGUUAUAGUUGAUCACAGUUUCUGGGUAUGGAAACUCUUUCUUAUGGGUCAGCACCAUGCUGUCAAGUUGUAAACUCAAAGUGGAAAUUGGUUGAAAACAGUUUGAAUUCACGUCAAUCAAUAGUUUCUUCUAUAGGAAAACUAGGAGGUUGUUACACCAACACUACUUCAACAUGUGGGUCUUUGAGAUUUUGUGAUAUGGGCCGGGUGCAGCUAAGAGGCUCUAAAAGACUCAAUUUCAAAGUUUGUAGUGGGAGUUAUGAUGGUUAUGUGAUUGAGGAGGGAGCAAGGGAUAUUUCAGGGGUAGAGGAGCUUGCAACAAAGGUUCUGAUUCCAGGUCUACCUGAUGGUUCAAAUGGUGAAUCUGGUGCAGAAAUAAGUAGUUGCUUUUGGAGAUGGAAGCCUAAACUCAACGUGCACUAUGAGAAAGCAGGGUGCGAAAACGUGGAUUCUCCUAAUGUUCUCUUUCUGCCAGGUUUUGGUGUUGGCUCUUUCCAUUAUGAGAAGCAACUUAAGGAUUUGGGACGUGACUACAGAGUUUGGGCUCUGGAUUUUCUAGGCCAAGGGAUGUCUUUGCCUUUUGAAGACCCUGCUCCUCUGUCUAAGGAAGAGGUUGCAUCGAAUGAAGGUAUUUCUUCAUGGGGUUUUGGAGAUGAAACUGAACCGUGGGCGGCUAAGCUUGUUUACUCAGUUGAUCUGUGGCAAGACCAAGUUCGUUGCUUUGUAGAAGAGGUCAUUGGUGAACCAGUCUACCUCGUGGGCAACUCACUAGGAGGAUUGGUUGCAUUGUAUUUUGCAGCGUGCAACCCUCAUUUAGUGAAAGGUGUCACGUUGCUUAAUGCAACACCUUUUUGGGGGUUUCUUCCAAAUCCAAUAAAAAAUCCAAGACUAGCCAAAAUAUUUCCAUGGGCUGGAACUUUCCCCCUACCUUCAAGUAUAAAGAAACUUACUGAGUUGUUGUGGGAGAAAAUUUCUGAUCCUAAAAGCAUUGCUGAGGUACUUAGUCAGGUUUAUGCAGAUCACUCCAUAAAUGUAGAUAACGUUUUUUCACGCAUAGUUGAAACCACAAGGCAUCCAGCUGCAGCUGCAUCAUUUGCCUCAAUAAUGUUUGCUCCUCAGGGAGAACUAUCCUUCGGUGAAACAUUAUCCAGAUGUCGAGGAAACAAUGUGCCAAUCUGUCUCAUGUAUGGAAAAGAAGAUCCCUGGGUGGGGCCACUUUGGGGAUUCCAGGUUCAAAGGCAGGUGCCUGAUGCUCCAUAUUAUCAAAUCAGCCCUGCUGGUCACUGCCCUCAUGACGAAGUUCCUGAGAUCAUAAAUUUCUUACUUCGUGGGUGGAUCAGAAACCUUGAGUCUCAGGGUUCUGUGUCAUUACCACUGCUUGAAGAUGUAGACAGUAUAAAGCACACGGUUAUUGACAAGGAAUUAGAAUUUCCCAGAGAAGGUUCAAGAAGGUCAGCGAUGGUGAGAUUUUUCACUUCCAAUGUCUCACUUUGGGACAGGAUAAGAUCUUUGAUCAAAUUUCAAUCAAAGUACAAAAAUAUUCUGGCACCCAAAUCUCAGUGACGUGGUGAAGCUCAUGGCAUGGAUCUUCAAAUGUAAAUCAACUUUUAUAGUGAUUAAUUAAAAGAAGUAGGUUAGUGUAUUACUAUCAUCACUAUCAAGAAGUUAUAUUUAGAUUCAGAACCAUCACAUAUUUGUAACUUCAAUUUACUGUGUUUAUAAUAGUGGAUUAAUGAUUGAA